ACUUUCUUGGGCUUCAUUCGCGCUCGUCGUUACCAUGAAAGCGGUUCUCUGCGCGAUUUUCGUUGCCUUCCUGGCCACGCUUGGCCACAGUUUGCCUGCCCAGCUGCAGGAGGAGACCCAGGGAUCCUUUGCCGGCAAGGUUUCCCAGCUCAUCGCCCUGCAGCUCUUGAAAUUCAACAAGGACAUCGACGCCAACCAGGUGCACUCUCCCCUGGGAGUGGCCUCCAUCCUGGCCGUUUUGGCGGAGGCCUCCGAGGGCGACACCUACUCCGAGUUCCAGCAGGUCCUCGGCUACCCCAAGGAUCGUGACCAGCUGCGGGAUGCCUACAGGAGGAUUCUGGGCAGCUACCAGAACAGGGAUGCCGCGGUGGCCCUGCCGUCCUUCCAGACCUGGCUGUACAUCUACCGCAACAACAGCGCCCGCGCGGAGUUCCAGGACCUGCUCCAGAAGCACUACUUUGUGGAUGUGAAGGACAUCAGCCGACAGGAGUACGACUGGAACGAGCCCAACACCUCGCUGCAGCUCUCGGAGGAGAAGGAGAGCGGCGUCUCCGCCGAGGGAAGCACCGAGCAGAGCAACAGCAAGGACGUCAUUGGGUUCGAGACCCUCAAGAGGAUCAAUCUGGACGACGAGGACAUCCCAGCCAUUCCAGCCGACGGCUACGGCCAGGAAAUCAUCGACAAAGAGGCCUCCAAGUUCGACCGCGACAUCGACGACAAGCAGUAUGUGGAAAAACCAGUUGCCCAGGCUGAGGCCGAGUUGCUGCAGAAAGAACAGCAGCAGGCCACCACCACGGAAUCCGAGGAAGCCACCACCAGUCUCGCUGUGGAAAAACAGGAAAAACCAGACGUGGCAGCCGAGGAAAAUCCAGCUGAGAAGCAGCAGAACAAGCGCAGCGACCAGGAGGAGAGCCAGAUCAAGAACCUCGAGGAGAACGAGACGGUCCAGGAGGAGGAGAAGCUGGCCAAGAUCGUGGCCACUCCCGCGGUGACCGCCAGUGAACCCGAGAAGGUGCGCCUGCCCCUCCAGAAGCUGGAGAACGCAGUCAAGUCGGUGGUCAAGGAUGGCGGCGACGAGAUAAUGCUCGCUUUGGAGUCGCAGCUGGCAUCCGUCAGUCGGGUCUAUGGAGCCCGUAGUUUGUUCCGGCAGGACGACAUCGCCUCCGCCUUGAGUGCCAACUCCAUCACUGGUCGCUCGGCGGGAUCCAAGUCCAAGAUGCUGCUCUUCAACGGACUCUACUACCGCGGCAGCUGGGCGAACCCCUUCUACCAACUGAGGGACGGCAGUGACGAGUUCUUCUUCAUGACCAACGAGGACGCGAUGAAGGCCACCAUGAUGCACGCCCGCGGGAAGUUCCAUGUGGCGGACCUGCCGCAGGUCAAGGCUCGAGUGCUGAGCCUUCCCUAUGAGACAUCUCGGUAUGCCUUGUGCAUUGUGCUGCCCGACGAAACGGAGGGACUGAGCGACGUGAUCUCCCAGCUGCAAGUUAGCGACUUCCUGCUGGCCAAGAAGCAGUUCCAGAUGAAGGACCUGCACAUUUCCCUGCCCAAGUUCCAGGUGGAGGAGACCUCCCGCUCCGAGGCGAUGCUCAAGCAGAUGGGCCUGAAGAAGGUCUUCUCGAGGACCGAGGCCCAACUGGGCCUGCUCUCCGAGGAUCCCGACGUCCACGUGGACGAGAUAGUGCAGUUCGUGAAUGUCCGCGUGGACGAGGGAGGCAGCAGUGCCAACUCCCUGUCCGCAGCCACAAUGCAGGCCCGUUCGCCCAGCGCAGAGUCCACUGUACUUCCCGUUCCGGAGCCAGAGCCCGAACAGCCGGGAGUGGAGCGCUUCGAGGUGAACCGCCCCUUCGCCUACUUCAUCGUGGACUUCCAGGAGUGCUUCGUUCUGGCCUCCGGAAAGAUCUACACGCCCGAGUUCAAGGAGGACCUGCCGGGAGUUUCAGUCGAGGUGGAACUCGAGCAGUCUUAGUCUGCCAGCUUAGCCUACCAUAAGUUUCGUAACGAAUUUUCACCGAUCCAUGCAAUAAACGUGCACAAUUCAUUUCCCAA
Molecule: messenger RNA, 2049 nt
Organism: Drosophila ficusphila
Lineage: Eukaryota; Metazoa; Arthropoda; Insecta; Diptera; Drosophilidae
Exons: 2
Coding region: 35-1969 (644 amino acids)
Molecular function (GO): serine-type endopeptidase inhibitor activity
Source: RefSeq, a predicted model, not a curated record